AUGGAGGCGUAUUGCAGCGCAAUGCGUCACCUUGAAGACAAGUUCGACGCGCUCGAGCUCAACCUUAUCGCGCGCAAGUACAACGAGGAAGCGAACGAACUAGCUAAGAUCGCGUCUGGGUGGACCACCGUCCCCCCGAACAUCUUCGCCCACGACCUCGCCAAACCAUCCGUCGACUUCAAGAAUCCAGCGGAAGCCACCGGCGCAACCCCUGAACCCUCGGGGGCUGCAGCCACUGAGCCCUUGGCCGAAGACCCCUCGGCGGAGGAGUCUGAGGCCACUGAGACAGAAACCGAGAUCUCCUCGGUGGACGAGGCUGAAGCGAUGGAGAUCGACGAGACCCUGCCUUCACGUGACUGGCGCAGCCAGUAUCUCGAAUGGAUGAACCGAGGGGUCCUACCCUCGAACCACGCUCAGGCGUGGUGCAUCACCAGGCGGGCCAAGUCCUUCGUCUUGAUCGACAACGAGCUAUCAAAGUGCAGUCCCUCGGGCGUUCUGCAACAUUGCAUCCUUAUUCCCAAGGGCAGGGAGCUGAUCCGGGACAUCCACGCCGGGAUUUGUGGCCACCAUGCGGCGCCACGCACCCUUGUGGGCAACACAUUCCGGCAGGGCUUCUAUUGGCCCACAGCAGUCGCCGAUGCCACCGAAGUCGUGCGGACCUGCGAGGGCGGCCAGUUCUAUGCCCGGAAGACGCACUUCCUAGCCCACGCUCUGCAGACAAUCCCCAUCACAUGGCCUUUCGCCGUGUGGGGAUUGGACCUCGUCGGGCCACUACAGAAAGCACCUGGGGGCUUCACCCACUUGUGGACGAGGCUCGAGACGUGGCGCUUCUACACUCAGCACGAUACUAGUAGUCCCUACGGUGAUAUCAAGCACAGAGGGUUCGACGCCGAGAUCUCAACAAGGGAGACUUGGUGCUGA
Panicum virgatum (switchgrass) is the source of this 921-nucleotide messenger RNA. RefSeq lists its product as uncharacterized. The transcript has 2 exons. Bases 1 to 921 code for a protein of 306 amino acids. The record is from RefSeq and is a predicted model, not a curated record. Lineage: Eukaryota; Viridiplantae; Streptophyta; Magnoliopsida; Poales; Poaceae.